Messenger RNA from Lineus longissimus, 1458 nucleotides. RefSeq names its product metalloproteinase inhibitor 1-like. The transcript is spliced from 5 exons. The record is from RefSeq and is a predicted model, not a curated record. Gene Ontology annotation, cellular component: extracellular matrix. Bases 125 to 886 code for a protein of 253 amino acids. Gene Ontology annotation, molecular function: protease binding; metalloendopeptidase inhibitor activity. Lineage: Eukaryota; Metazoa; Nemertea; Pilidiophora; Heteronemertea; Lineidae. Gene Ontology annotation, biological process: negative regulation of endopeptidase activity; negative regulation of membrane protein ectodomain proteolysis.
AGACAGAUACUACAGUUAAUCUUAUUUUGCACUUGUUAUAUUUUCUGAGUGCUGGUAUACAAAUCUAUAUCAUAUAGGCACGAGGCCUACGGUGGAGUAUUUCAGCAAACUUCUCAACAAAACGAUGUUACUUUUCUUUAAAUUGUUCACCGUACUUUUGGUGGCAGUGGGGCUAUCAAAGGGAUGUGCAGAAUGUGACUUCCCUCAUCCACAGGAACGGUUCUGCGAGGCUCCUUAUGUAAUUCGGGCGACAGUGACUUCCAGCAGUGUCAUUCCAAAGCCAAGACCAGACGCUGAUAUGCCGAAACACAGGAUUAUAUCACCAUGGCCCAUCAACUAUAAGUAUGAACUCACAGUCGACCAAAUAUUCAAGAGGGACGACACUGUCGACCUUUCCACAGAACCCUUAAUCAUGUAUGCAUCGUUCGGCCCUGAGUUCUGUGGUCUGCCGCCAGGGGGAUAUGUCGGCAAGGAAUUCCUCAUAUAUGGGAAAAAAUUAAGACCAGAAGACGCAGGGUCCCUGCAACCCCAGAUCACGGCCUGUGGCAACACAGUACCAUGGGAUGAGGUCUCGGCCAAAUACCUGGACAAGCUCGUGAACACCUAUGGCCCAGCUUGUCAGGAGUGCAGGAUCAGCAGAGACUGCGAUGGUGAAAGCUGCAAGGCAAAUGACACGUGCACCUGGAACGUGGGUAAGAACUUCAUGGACCUCUGCCUUAAGGACAAGGUCUGCAAGAGGAUGGAGAAUGGGAAAUGCGACUGGGUUGACCGGGAAAAAUGUGAUCAUGAGGACAUGCCGGACUGGAUGAAAAUUACAACUACCAGUAAACCAAAAGCAGAGGUUGCAAGCGAUAGCUCAGAAGCAGAAGCAGAUGAUGACCAGUAGCAAUGUGUGGUUGUUAGAACUACAGUACUGGUCAAAAUUAACAUAUCUUCAACGAUAACAUCAACCAGACAAACAAUUUAAGGGAAAUGCCAGACUUGAUGAAAGCUGGAGCAAAUUGUUCUGUGAGCAGAAGUCAAGAAGAUUGAUAAGCAAACAAUAUGGUCGCAGCAGGAAAGUCCUUAUGUCCUCAAAGUGGAUUAGUAAUAUGCGGUGUAUAUUCAAGCAUUGUAGUUCUCUGGUAGCAUACCUUGGGACGGAAAAAAGCCGGGGCUAGUGAGUGUAACUGACGGUCACUAGCUAACAGAUACUGGAAUGUUGACCUUACUUCACUGGAAUGAUGUCAAGCACAUAAUAACAAAAUAGCUUAAUAGCUUAUUUCGGUCUCCUCACACACCAGAACAUUUGCUGCAAUCAUUUUUUUACAUGACUAAUUCAGUAAGUAUGGGUAGUUUGAAAACAACUAAUAUACAAAUGUGAAGAAAUCUCUAUUCUGUAAAUGUAAAAGCAAUUAUUUGUCAAUCUUAGUUGAAAUAAAUACAAAACAAACAUCGCCCGGUAUAUUUAUCUUAAAA